UGUUGUUCAGCGCGUGCCCGGGUCGCAGACUUGGAUCAGGAAGUGUGUGUGUGGCACUAAAACCGUGAAAUCUGGGCGGAAUGGACUCUGGACCCCCGAACCAGCAGGGUUUGGACUUCUCUGAUUGUGGUCGGUCCAGCCACUGAGCCCAGUAGGAAUGUCCUACUGGUCCGUCGGCCUUUCCCAGGAUCCUGGAGAGACUCCCAGCAACAUGGAGCAAAGCAGCAGCAGCGUGGAGGAAAUGGGGGCCAAGGCGUCGCUGGUGGAGCCCGACGCUGACCCGGCUCCUGCUCCCGCUCCCACUCUGGAGAACAUCAAGGCGGCGUAUGAGGGUGGAGAUGAGGAGGCUGCCAGGGAGCUGAUCAAACAGGCCUGCUGUGUGGAGUGUUGCAGAGGAAUCCACACGGAUGGGGUCCGGCUGCUCUGUGUGGCCACUCAGCACAACGAUGUGGAGAGUGUGUGUUACCUCCUGAAAGAAUCCCGGAUCAGUAUGCCUCAGGAGCCAUCUAACCAGAACCCAGGGGUCCUAGCGGCCCAGCUCGGCCACACCUGUCUGGUCAGAGAGCUGCUGGACUCCAUACCUGCUCCCACUCUGAGGAGAGACUUCCUGAACUGCAUGCUGGCCACCUCCUGCCAGCAGGGUCACCUGGACGUGGUCCGUCUACUCGUCCACGACUACGAAGCUGACGUCAAGGACUUUGCCAUCCACUGUGAUGACUUUGCUGUCAUCAACGGACUACCGUUGUAUGCUGCUGCACAAGCAAGUAAUGUGGAGAUUGCUCACUUCCUGCUUCAGAGCGGUGCAGGAUUCUCCUCCUACACCCUGAUGGAUUUUCCAGACUUCAGCAAACGUCUCCUCCGACUCAAGUUACAGGAACACUGCGGUGAAAACACAGAUGAGGCAGUCAGUGUGUGUUGGAGUAGUCUGCAGCUGCCCUGGUUGGACCUGGACUGGUUCAUGGACGUCUCCUCACGGAUCACCCACCUGGACCUGUCAUCCAACAGCCUGACAACUCUGCCUUCCGUGGUUCCCUGGGGUCUCAUCCACCUGAAGACUCUGGACCUUCAAGACAACGCUCUGAAGGAGAUGCCCAUCGCUCUGAACUCCCAGGACGUAAUCAGCUCCAGUUUGCAGCAAGUGAAUCUUUCUCAGAACCAGCUGAAAAGUUUGCCAACUGGGCUUCUCCACCUGACCCGCAUCCAGAAACUUUCUGCAGCCCGGAACCAGCUCUCGGUCCUGUUCGACCUUCCUGACAAUGUGAACUGGAUUGGUCUGCGUAAGCUGGAGGAGCUGGACGUGUCCGAUAACUGUCUGACUAGUCUACCCACAGCUGUCAUGCACUGUCUGAAGUCGCUACGCUCGCUGGAUGUGUGCAGGAACAAACUGAGCUUGUUUCCUGAUCCAUGGGCCUGUCCACUGAAACAGUGCAAGGCUUCCUCCAAUGUAAUUGAGACUCUUCCAAACACCAUCUCCAUCUUCUGGAGGACUCACCUGCAGGAGGUGGACUUCGCUGACAACAUGCUGAAGGAGCUCCCCUCAUACAUCUUUGAGCUGGAGGUCAUCUCCUCCCUGAGACUCAGUGGGAAUCUCAUCACAGCGCUCCCUGCUCCCAAUAAGUGGAAGUGUUCCCAGCUCAGAUUCCUCGAUCUGUCCAGGAACCAGCUGGGAAAAACCGAUGAGGGACCCAAGACCAGGAGACUGGCCUUCCUGACUACAUGGAACAGGAGGGACCCAGAUCCAGUGAGUCCCAUCGACUUCCCCACCAUCCUGAAAGAUUCCCUGGAAGUUCUGCACCUGAACAACAACCAGCUGGACUGUGUUCCUCAGUCAGUGUGUGGUCUGCUCAGCCUGACCGAGCUCUACCUGUCCAGUAAUCCUGGAAUCCGGGAGCUUCCGCCGGAGCUCGGUCAACUCUCCAACCUGUGGCAGCUGGACAUGGAGGAGCUGAACAUAACGAACGUCCCUCCGGCCGUCAGAAACGAAGGUGCUGCUUCUGUCCUCGCCUUUCUCCGGGCUCACCUCCGAAAAGCAGAACCCUGUAAGCAGCUGAAGAUGCUUGUGAUUGGUCCGCCGAGGCAGGGGAAGACGGCGCUGGUGGAGGCUCUGCUGACCGGGAAGGCAUCGCCCUUCACCCUCGCAGAGUGCAGCAUCUCCACCUUCCCCUGGGAGCUGGACAAACCCAACACCAGCAAAAACAAUAAGGACUCGGUGGUGUUCAACGUGUGGGACGUGGGUGGUCCGGCCAGCAUGACCACCGUCAACCAGUGUUUCUUCACUGAUAAGGCUCUCUAUGUGGUUAUCUGGAACCUGGCACUGGGAGAGGAGGCGGUGGCCAACCUGCAGACAUGGCUGCUCAACAUAGAGGCGCGAGCACCGAACUCUGCCGUGGUGGUCGUGGGAACACAUCUGGACCUGAUUGACACCAAGUUUCGUACCGAGAGGCUGGCCACGCUGAGAGCUUAUGUCCUGGCUCUGUGCCGAUCUCCGUCAGGAGCUCGAGCCAUCGGCUACCCCGACAUCACCUGCAAACACCUGCAUGAGGUGUCCUGUAAGACCUUGGAGGGUUUAGAUGGUCUGAAGAUGCUGAUCUACCGCGUGGCUCUCUCCAUGAAGGACAGCAGCAGCAGCUCAGCCUGUGGGAGCAAACUACUGGGCAGACUGAUUCCCAAGAGCUACUUGGUUCUUCAGGAGGCGGUGAUAGCAGAGAAGAAGAGGAGAGAGGCUGAGGGAGAGGUCCAGUACCUCACCGAUACCCAGCUCAACAGCAUCAUUGAGCAGAAUCCAGGGAGUGACAUCAGAGACUACCAGGACCUGCAGACUGCCAUCAGUUUCCUGAUAGAAACGGGAACGCUGCUUCACUUCCCGGACACCAGCCACGGCCUGUGUAUGCUCUACUUUCUGUGUCCCGUGUGGCUGUCGGACUGCCUGGAGAGCAUCGUCAACCUCAAGCCUUCCCGCUCCAUGGCCAGGAACGGGGUGAUCCAAGCUGAGGAGCUCAGGGCGUUGCUGGUGGGAACCGGUUUCACCCAACAGACAGAGGAACAGUAUUUCCAGUUCCUGGCCAAGUUCGAGAUCGCCCUGCCGGUGGCCGACAGCAGCUACCUGCUGCCUCACCUGCUUCCUCCAAAGCCGGCCAUGGACAUCCACCGCUUCCACCAGCAGACCAGCAGCACCCUGCAGCGCCUCUUUAAGAUGAGCUUCGUUCCAGCAGGGUUUUGGGAGCGCUUCAUCGCCAGGAUGCUGAUCAGCCUCAAAGAAAUGGACCUGCAGUCAUUUGAUCCUCCCAGGAGAAACCCACGGAGCCAGAAUAGAAGCAACUCCAUCAUCUACAGUUUUGCUGGAAGCCAGCAGAGGAACCGCUGCAGCACCUUCAGAGUCCGGCGUAGUCAGACCAUCUACUGGAAGGAGGGCCUGCUGGUCACGUUUGAUGGAGGCUACCUCAGCGUGGAGUCGUUCAGCGUGAACUGGAAGAAGACGAAGAGCGGCGGCAUCAGGAUCAUCUGUGAGUCAGAGAGCAGAGAUUUCUCCGCCAUGGCCUUCAUUACCGACCACGUCAACGCUCUGAUUGAGCAGUGGUUUCCCGCUCUGACAGCCAGUGAGAGUGAUGGGAGUCUCCUCAUCGAACAGUACGUUCCCUGCUCUCUCUGUUCCUGCCGGGCCCAGCAGAAGCAGCUGAAGGUCCUGACGUCCAGUCCUAGUCGGGUCGCAGAGGGAGGACGACCUGGAGAGGACAGCAGGGGAGGAGGAGGAGGAGGAGGAGAGGACGGCAGAGGAGGAGGAGGACCUGGAGAGGACGGCAGAGGAGGAGGAGGAGGAGGAAGACCUGGAGAGGACGGCAGAGGAGGAGAGGUUCAUUACUUCAACAUGGAGGACUGUGUUCUGGCGGCUGUGGAGACGGAUCACAUCAAUUGUCCUCAGCAUCCAGAUCAGCCAGUUCCGCUGCAAGAACUGGUCCCAGAACUCUUCAUGACAGACUUUCCUGCACGGCUCUUCCUGGAGAAAGCUCGGCUGGAUUACUGUGAGGAAGAGAGCAACAUCCUGGGACAGGGUGGCAGUGGGACCAUCAUCUACAGAGCCACAUAUCGGGGACAACCAGUCGCUGUCAAACGCUUCCACGUGAAGAAAUGUCGACACCACACACUCACUAAUGAGACAGACACCAUGGUGAAACACCUGCAGUCUGCUAAUGCAUGUCGGAGCUUCUCAGAGUUUCGCCAGGAGGCCAGCAUGCUGCACUCCCUGCAGCAUCCCUGCAUUGUGUCUCUGGUGGGCAUCAGCAUCCACCCGCUGUGCUUCGCCCUGCAGCUGGCGCCCCUCGGCAGCCUCAAUACCGUGCUGGAGGAGAGGCACAAAAAAAGCUCCAGGUUUGUGCCUUUGGGACACAUGCUGACCUUCAAGAUAGCCUAUCAGAUUGCAGCAGGACUGGCGUACCUUCACAGGAAGAACAUCAUCUUCUGUGACCUGAAGUCUGACAACAUCCUGGUGUGGUCUUUGCAGGUCCACGACCCCGUCAACAUCAAGCUCUCCGACUAUGGCAUCUCUCGACAAUCCUUUCACGAGGGGGCGCUGGGAGUGGAGGGCACACCCGGGUAUCAGGCUCCGGAGGUCCGACCAGGAAUUGUAUAUGAUGAGAAGGUGGACAUGUUCUCCUAUGGUAUGGUGCUGUACGAGCUGCUGUCUGGGAGGAGGCCAGCUCUGGGACAACACCAGCUCCAGAUAGCAAAGAAGCUCUCCAAAGGUGUUCGACCGGUUCUGGGCAGUCUAGAGCAGGUUCAGUUCUACAGCCUCCACAACCUGCUCACAGAGUGCUGGGACACCAAACCAGAAAAGAGGCCGGUGGCGACACAGUGUGUGAGGCAGAUGCAGGAGCCCAGCUUCCCCUGCCUCCGGUACCUGAUGUCCUGUGAUGACCACGCUCAGCUCUUCCUGUCGCAGCUCCAGGGAUCCAGCGCCGUCUUCUGGGACGGAGACGGGGAGGACAGGAACUAUAGUGUUGUGAAUGUGGAGAAGGGCCAGGUGGAGGUGAAGAGGAUGUCAUGUCCCGGCAGCCGGAUCAGCUGCCAGAUGAAGAUGCCUAACUCCCUGUGGAUGGCCACGGAGGAGCAGGAGGUGUUCAUCUACAGUCUGAAGGACAUGUGUCCGCUCAGUCAACCCCAGAAACACUUCUCCUGUCCAGCCGUCAUCACCUGCCUGUUCCACGUUCCAGGAAGAGAGCAGAACCUGGACCGAGUGUUUGCGGGAAUGUCGGACGGCCUGGUGGUGGUCUACAGUGUGGUGGAGGAGCUUCCUGUGGAGGGGGAGACCUACCUGUGUUCACAUACACUAAACAAGACCAUGUUCGGGCUGAAGGACUCGGACCCGAGGCAGAGACCCUACCCGGUCAGGAGCAUGGCUCUGGUCAGCAGUGGCUCUCAGCUAUGGUUCUCCAACGGUCCCGGUGUGCUCGUCAUCGACUCUCUAAGUCUGGAUCCAGUACGACGGCUAGAUCCCUACAGGCCGCCGUCCUCCAUCGUAUCCAUGGUAGCCAGUUUCAGUCUGUGGGGAGAAGAGGCGGUGUGGACGCUGGACGACAGCAACACUCUGCUACUCUUCCACGCCGCAUCCUUCGAGCUCUGUGCCACGUACAGCUGUGGGGACAGCAGUCCUCUACGGGACGUCUUCACUGUCCAGCGUCCUCCAGGCGUCUCCAUGGUGGGAGGAGGCGAUGCCAACACUGCAGAACACAUAGAGGAGCAGGAAUGGACUAAUGGAGAGGUGACAGUGGUUUACAGCGAGGAGGCAGGGACUCAGAUCAUCCAGCACCAGGACUCACUGACGGACUACUGCUCCAUGUCCUCCAGCUGCUCCCUGGAACCGGCCGAGUCUGACUCUUCCAGCACCAGAGACCGCAGCUGCAGCUUCCUGCCGUUCGCUGCAGAUCAGGAGGAGGCAGGCAGGAACCAGGACCAGGAGAAACCUACCAGUCCUGAGUCAGAUUCAGACUCUGCAGGGAAGACAAAGCCCACAUCACCUCAGCUGCAAGCCUUCACUCUGCUGCUGGUCAGCGGGACUCUGUGGAUCCCCAGGCGAGGAGGUGAUGUCAUGAUCAUCGAAGUGAAGUCACAUGCUGAUCAGCUGAGGGGGCGUGUCAUCACUGUGCUCAGCCCACCUGGUUGUUCGUCUCUGGGGACCCUGGAGGAGGCAGCUCUGGUGGCCAAAGACACGGUUGUAUGUGGCUUCCGGAAGGAAAACACAGAGUGGUGCCUGGUUGUCUGGAGGGCCUGGGGCUGCUCCGACCUGGAAGUCUUCUACCAGUCCUACGAGGAGCUGGGCUGCUUGGAGACCAGCAUGAGGAGAAGAAGGUAGCUGUUGUCCUGCGACGGCAUGGAGGGCGAGCCGGGGGGGAUGUCACUAACAGACCGUCAGUGUUCAGAGCAGGAGGCGGAAAACUCUGAUAUCACAGGAGGGAGAUGGCCGCUCCCACCACUGCUCCCACCACUACCAGUAUGUCAGGACUGGGAGAUUAAAUCCACUGAACCUGUAAUGAUGCUGAUAAACAAACAGCAGCUGGAUCUUCCUCUCUGAUCUGCUCCAUGAAUCCGCUCGGCUGUCCACAUCCAGCUAGCAUCUGUUUCAUGCAACACAAACCUUAUUUUUUUUUUUUCACUUCAGAUUAUUUGUAUCGUCAGUUCACAACAAAGUCAUCUCAGACAGACACAAUCAGUUUAAGCAGUUCACUGUGAUCCAGUUAAAACACAUCAGUCCAGUUUAGAAUAACCAUGUUCACCUGGGUAAGGAAACCACGGAGUCUUCUCUUGAUUCAGUCCUCCAGCCUGAGCUGCACUAGGAGACCGUGGAAAGGAAAACCUCCACCAGAACCAAAACCAGGAAUAAAAACCUCCACCAGAGCCA
Melanotaenia boesemani (Boeseman's rainbowfish) is the source of this 6892-nucleotide messenger RNA. RefSeq names its product leucine-rich repeat kinase 1 (gene lrrk1). Gene Ontology annotation, molecular function: ATP binding; protein kinase activity; protein binding. Lineage: Eukaryota; Metazoa; Chordata; Actinopteri; Atheriniformes; Melanotaeniidae. Bases 158 to 6346 code for a protein of 2062 amino acids. Gene Ontology annotation, biological process: protein phosphorylation. The transcript is spliced from 38 exons. The record is from RefSeq and is a predicted model, not a curated record.